AUGACUGAUUCUUCUCAUGUAACUCCUUCCUCAACUACUACAACAACAACAACUCUUCUCUCAGCUGCAUCCUCAACGUCAUCCACAUUACACAUGAAAGAAUGGGUGGCAGGAUGUUUCGGAGGACUUUCACAAAUUCUGAGUGGUCAUCCCUUGGAUACGAUCAAAGUGAAAAUUCAAACAGCAACAUGCAAUUUACAAAGAUCUUUGUCACCCAUGAGUUUGUUGAAAGAGAUUAUUCAAACAAAAGGAAUUCGAGGAUUGUAUCGAGGAGCUAUGAGUCCACUUUUCGGAGCUUGUAUUUUAAAUAGUGUCGAAUUUGGAGUCUAUAAUGAAUGUAAGCAAUGGUUCAAUAAACGACAUGACACCAAUGAAGGACCACUUCCUCUUUACAAAAUUGCAAUUGCUGGAGCAUUGGCAGGAGUUGCUGGUUCAGUGGUGACAACUCCCACUGAAUAUUUGAAAUGUAAUUUACAAGUAGAAUCGAAUAUGAAUCAUGUGAAAUUCAAUGGACCAUUUGAUUUGAUGAGACAUCUUUACAAACAUCAACUUGCCCAUUCUUCAAAUAAUUCGAACAGUCAUUCCUUCAUUGUGAAAUAUUUGCAUCAAAUACGAUCGUAUUUACAAUUUUACAAGAGUGUGAAUAGAGGAUUUGCAAUUACUACUCUUCGAGAAAGUGGACUUGCCUUAUAUUUUGGAUCAUAUGAAGCCACCAUUCGAUUGUUACAAUCGAUACACACGAGGAGAGACAACAACAACCACUCUCAUCCUAUUAAGCCACCCACAUGGCAUUCCUUAAUCGGAGGAGGAAUUGGAGGACUCGUUUUUUGGACCGUCAUGUUUCCAAUCGAUUUGAUUAAAACGAGAAUUCAAAUAGACUCUAUUCAGAGUUUAAAUACAACAUCAUCCACAAGGUCCUACGUCUCUUCAUGGGAAAUGAUGAAACGAAUCUAUUUGGAAAAUGGAGUAUUCGGAUUUUACAGUGGAUACAAGUCUGCAAUUUUGAGAGCUAUUAUUGUGAACGCAGCCGUGUUCGCAACCUACGAACAAGUCAAACAUUUCAUGGACAGAGGAGGACAUUAA
This is a messenger RNA of Naegleria lovaniensis, 1083 nucleotides long. RefSeq lists its product as uncharacterized. Gene Ontology annotation, biological process: mitochondrial L-ornithine transmembrane transport. The record is from RefSeq and is a predicted model, not a curated record. The transcript has 2 exons. Gene Ontology annotation, molecular function: L-ornithine transmembrane transporter activity. Bases 1 to 1083 code for a protein of 360 amino acids. Lineage: Eukaryota; Heterolobosea; Eutetramitea; Acrasida; Naegleriidae.